CACGGAUUGUCUCGAUUGUUCUCAUAGUCUGCAUAUUCCUCCUUCCUCCUAUGCGUCAGCAUUAUUCAGAUUGAGUACGCUCCACACCCGGUGCACGUUAGUAGCUUCCGACCGCUCGACCGACACCCGCUCAGGUCACAGGGACAUUCAAGGGCUAAGAGCUUGUUGUAGAAAGCAUGGCCAAGCAUCAUCCUGAUUUGAUUAUGUGCCGAAAGCAGCCAGGAAUUGCAAUUGGACGGCUUUGUGAAAAGUGUGAUGGGAAGUGUGUGAUCUGUGAUUCCUAUGUGCGUCCUUGCACACUUGUGCGAGUUUGCGAUGAAUGCAACUAUGGAUCCUUUCAGGGUCGAUGUGUCAUCUGUGGAGGAGUUGGAAUCUCAGAUGCCUACUACUGCAAAGAGUGUACACAACAAGAGAAGGAUAGGGAUGGGUGUCCGAAAAUUGUCAAUUUAGGGAGUGCCAAAACAGACCUGUUCUACGAACGGAAGAAAUAUGGUUUUAAGAAACGAUGAGAUUGACAUUGGGUAAUUUUCUUGCUACGUGUUCUCUCUGUGCCCUCAUAUUCUAUAGACUGAGAUGAUGCAUUUUAAGGUGUUGAAACAAAGUUUUGGGGCUUCAUUUUGUAUUCGUAGGACUUUGCCAGUUUCUGAGAAUUGUAGCUGGAGGGUACUAAUCAUCGUAAACCCUAUCAAUCAUGGCCUAUAAUGAAUUGAUUGAACUAUAAGUGUGGAUUCUGUAGUUUUUCUCUUACCUACUCUAUUUUUACUACAUCUUGGUCUCCUACACUCCAGAUUUCAAUUUUUUACUGUAGAGAUUUUCUCUCUCAUUCAUAAUUAGGUUUCUUAUGCGGGCUCAUGAUCAACCCUUUCCAUUGUAUUGACUCAGUAUGCGGAGAUUGGUUUUUUCAACACUUUUUUAAGUAGUUGGGAAUAUUAUUUUAA
Messenger RNA from Vitis riparia (riverbank grape), 938 nucleotides. RefSeq names its product PHD finger-like domain-containing protein 5A. The record is from RefSeq and is a predicted model, not a curated record. Lineage: Eukaryota; Viridiplantae; Streptophyta; Magnoliopsida; Vitales; Vitaceae. The coding region runs from base 177 to 509 and encodes 110 amino acids. Gene Ontology annotation, cellular component: catalytic step 2 spliceosome; U12-type spliceosomal complex; precatalytic spliceosome. Gene Ontology annotation, biological process: mRNA splicing, via spliceosome. The transcript has 2 exons.